Molecule: messenger RNA, 861 nt
Organism: Colletotrichum navitas
Lineage: Eukaryota; Fungi; Ascomycota; Sordariomycetes; Glomerellales; Glomerellaceae
Exons: 1
Coding region: 1-861 (286 amino acids)
Source: RefSeq, a predicted model, not a curated record
AUGUCUACCGACCGCUCACUCCGAGCACGCCAGCUGUACCGAUUCUACCAAGCAGCCACAGGCGAAGAGAAGUCAGAUAUCUGGAACCGGCUUGAGACGGCGGAUCCCGGCUUCAAGAUGCUCAAGGACCUUGGCUGGGAUUUGCAGUUGGUCGACGGAGAUGAGGAAAAGUGGUUAGAUGGUUGGAACAAGAAGGGGCAAAUCAAGUCAUGGAUCUCUAAUAACCUCGCCUCUUGGCGCCGCACUCGGGACAGGCAAGAAGAGAGCAAGACGCCAGCUGGCGGAUCGCAGGACGAAGAAACACAGGCAGUGGCAGUAGGAGGACAACCCAAGGGCGAACAACCUUCUCACGACAGCAGCAUCCCCCAGCCGAAAGAUAGGCCGUCUUCCCCACAACCUUCAGCAGCUGCUCAUCCCCAUCGGCUGGUGCGCAGUCAAUCUCUGGGCCUGCAAGCGAGGCCAGACCAGCCGCGAGACAUGGCCAACAACACCAGCCUGUUGCGCAACAACGUGAUGAGGCCGAUAGUGAUCCCGGCGUCGAAUGGCGGCAGAAACGAGUGGCCGCUGCGCCUCAGGACCAAAGGCACAACAACUAUCAAUAAGAUGCCGGGGGAAUGGGACGCGGGACCGGAAGAUGUUGACCAUGGAGCCGAGGGACUCAGCAGGGGUGAGACUGUGGGGGACGGUGAUGGUCCUAGCACAGUAGGUCUGAGUAGCGGCAGCAGUGUGAUGGCAGGACGGGACGGAGCGGCGAUUGCUGAGGGCUCACAGAAGCGCGUGACGCAUCAAGAGCGACAGAAGUGGCUGGACUGGUAUCGCAACGUGUUUCUGCCGGAGCAGAGGAAGAAGGAGAAGGAGUGA